Amblyraja radiata (thorny skate) is the source of this 5851-nucleotide messenger RNA. RefSeq names its product leucine-rich repeat kinase 2 (gene lrrk2). Bases 608 to 5851 code for a protein of 1747 amino acids. The record is from RefSeq and is a predicted model, not a curated record. Gene Ontology annotation, cellular component: cytoplasm. Gene Ontology annotation, molecular function: protein binding; GTP binding. The transcript is spliced from 37 exons. NCBI's taxonomy places the organism in Eukaryota, Metazoa, Chordata, Chondrichthyes, Rajiformes, Rajidae.
UUCAUACAUUUUCGGAGCAAUCUUAGAAAUGCAUUUGAUUAAAACCAUCUUAAAUGAACCGAUCCUUCUUAAACGUGACAAAAAAUACUUUUAUUUGUAAAUCUCGGAGGAAUAUGGUAAUGUAAGAACCAAACACUAGAGAAGAAAAAAGCCGCUGUCGAUAAAUUACCACACAUCCUUGAUAAUUUGCCAAUAUCCCUUUGGUAGCGGCAGCCGUGGAUUUGCCUUCUUCGGCCCAGCCUUGAUAUCAGAUCUGAAUUGCCCAACACCAAUGUCGAUUUUAGAUUUGGAGACAAAUGGUGCGAGGUAUCUUUGUUGAUUGUGAUAAUUUUCAAGAAGGACGGGCGCAGCACUGUUUGUUAAUCUCUCUAUUGUGAAAGCGGAACGCGACCGGGCUGUGGUGAAGCCUCCGUCGGAAAGUCCCUGCAGCUGGGACGGAAACUAGUAAAUCGUUUUGUUUUUAUUUCGGACUAGGACAUGACUUGACAAGGCCCAACAGGUCCGAUCCUUAACUAUUUGAAAGUAGCAAUUCUGACCUUGAAAGCUGCCGCACACCGAAGGUUUUGCCUUCGUGCGAACUUGAAAGACGUCCAAUUCUGAGGGUACCAUGGCGGACUCUGAGCAACUGGAAGAAAAGCUUAAGAAACUUAUCGUUCGGCUCCAAAACGUGGAGCAGGGAAAACAAUUAAAUGCUUUGCUUCAGAUUUUGCAAGAUUUAAUUCACCUUACCACCGUUCAAAAUGCCUCAAGCCUAUUCGAAAAUAAGAAUGUCCACAUGCCGCUGUUGGUUGUUCUGGAAUCUUUUGCUGAUGUAUCCAGUAUUCAACAGACAGGUUGGUCUUUAUUUUGUAAACUGGUUGAGCUGUGCCCAGACACAAUUAACAAGUUGGCUGUACCCCAAGAUGUGGGGAAGGACUGGGAUGUUCUUGGUGUGCAUCAACAAAUCCUGAAUUUGUUGUUGAGUUACCGUUUUGAUCCUACCAUACUGCUGAUUGGCUUUAAGGUGUUAAUACUGCUUAUUCAAUCAGAUGAAAUUUCAUUAUUGCUCCAAGAUGAAGAAAUUGAUGUUUUUUCUAUUAUUAUUGAUGGGAUGCGGCAAUUUGACGAACAUUGUGAAAUCCAGAUGCAUGGAUGUCAAGUGUUACACAGACUCUUAGAAAAAGAUGAACAUGUGCUUGAAUUUGUGGAAGUGGGAGAUCACUUAGUCAUUCUUGAAGCCAUAAAAAACUUUUCAGAACAUGAGGGUACAGUUUUGAAUGGUCUAAGGGCUCUGCUUCCCUUGGCUACUUCACAAAAUAAUGUGGAAAUGUUGAUGUCUGGAAAUGAAAAAUGUUACAGUUUGGUAAUGGAUGUAAUGAAAAGAUUUUCCAACAGUGAGGCGAUUCAUGAAAUUGGUUGCUGUUUAUUUCAGAGGUUUGCACUUGAUAAUUUUUAUAGUAUUUUGGUUCUGAAUGGUGCACACAAGAUUGUCAUUGAAGCGGUUGUGAAAUAUCCACUGAAUGGAACUUUACAAGCUGCAGCUCUGAGCAGUAUGGCUCUUUUAACUGAAACAAUAUUCACAAAUAAGGAUCUUGGUGAGCAAAAAGAUGAUCUCUGCUGGCUGGAGGUUUGCUGCAAAGCUUUGGAGUUGUACAAGGGGAAUACAAAGGUCCAGGAAGCAGCUUGUUGGGCUCUGAACAAACUCCUGGUACAUCAGAAUAAUCUUCAUGCAAAAAUUGGAGAUGAAGAAGCAUGUUAUCCCGUUCAUAGACAAGUGAUGGCAGCCAUGUUGUUACACUCCGGAUCGAAGGAAGUAUUUCGAGCAGCUGCAAGUACUCUGGCAACUUUGGCAGAUCAAAGCAUGCAAAUAAGGAAACUCCUGUUGGCCAAAGGGAUACAUAUCAACAUUUUAGAACAAAUGAAAAAGCAUUUGGACUCUAGCGAUGUCUUGGAAAGUGCCUGCAAGUUACUUAAUACACUUUAUCUGGGAAGGAAUUUGAAUCUGGACGUCAGGACCUUAACAUUAUCGAGAAUAGUGAGCACAUUAAAGAACCAUACAAACAAUUGUUCAGUACAGCUUGAGGCUCUUCAGGUUAUAUCACAUAUAACUUGCCCAGUAUCCAAGAUCAAUCGGAAAGAAGAUUUGUUAAAUGUGGAUGUGUUGGAAUCAAUGCAGAAAUUAAUUCAUAAACAAUGCUUGUUGGAGGGUUUACACAAAUUGGUUCUUGAAUCUUUGAACAAGUUCAUUCAGAAUUCAGCAAUCCAACAGUGUGGCCUUCAAGUGUUGUGUUCUAUUACUGAUUGCUCAGACACGAAGGAUCUAACAAAACAUGGGGUUUUGGACACCAUAAUCCAUACUCUGCAAAUGUAUCCAUAUAAAAGAGAAAUUCAGUAUCUGGGACUAAAACUAUUGGAAGUUCUUAUUCCUGAGAAAGAUUUGCCUCAAUCAUUUUUAGUGUCAUUGGCAAGUGUUUUGGUGGAGAUAUUAUACCUAUAUGAAGAGGACACAGAAGUGCAAAUACAGGGUUUUCAAACAGCUUUGUUAUAUUUUGAAGUCAUACCAGCUAUCACUGAAAUUUUCUUCAAGGAAUGCAUUGACACAUUUAUUUUCCAUCAGCUGGCAAAAUGCAAAAACAGACAGCUACAGACCCUCCUUUUCAAGUGCAUCUCCAAGUUGGCUAUUGAUCGUGGAAUACGAAAUCAGAUGCUUGAAAGUGCUUGCUCAGAAAAUAAUAUCAUGAUAGCAAGAUAUUUAAUCAAGUCGAAGGCUGAUGUCAAUCAGAAAUGUAAGAAUGGAUCAUUAAUUUAUCAGGCUUGUAUGAAAAAGAGAAGCCCAUUUUUAGUGGAACUUCUGCUCAACAGUGGAGCACAUGAGCAGGAUAUUCAGAAAGCUUUACAUGUCAGCAUUAAAAUGGGGGAUGACAAAAUCAUAAGCAUGCUAUUAAGAAAACUUGGAUUAGAUCAAAACAAUAAAGCUAUUUGCUUAAGUGGACUUCAUAUGAGGAAGAUUGAAGCUGCUUGGUUGCAUCCACUGUUUCCUGAUGAAAAUGUUCCACAUUCAAAACAACAACCAAUUACUGUUGCUUCCUUUGGACUCUGGCAAAAUGGUACAUCAGAAUCAACAUCUUUGGUAAUGCAGAAUUCAAAUACAAAUUCUGAACUGUGUUACUAUGAGGAAGUAUUGGAUAAAAAUAAUGAUUGUACUCUGUUGUCAAAUGUAUUGGCAACUGAUGGAAAAGAAAAUCUCAUCUUUAACGACUUGGUGAGCGAAGGAAGUGAAGCACUGGCUACGAAUUCAAAUGAUACCAUCUGUUCUGGAACAUACGGCGAAUCCACGGUUAAGUUGAGGCACUACAAUUUAUUGAAUGAACCUAACGAUGUCGAGCUUGCAGUUAACGCAAAUGGGAGAGUGACUUCUCCAAGAUCAGAUGGUGCACCAAAAAGACCCUCGUUUGGAAGUGGACAAGAUGAUUUGUUACACCUUGGCUUUGAAACAGAAUAUAUCAGGUCAUUGGACCUAUCUGAAAAUGAAUUAGACAAUGUAAACUGCAUCAGUGAAAAAUGUAUUGCUGGACAGCUAGCACGACUGCAAAAACUGGAUCUAAGACAUAAUAAUUUGAGGAAUUUCUCACAGGAUUUGUGCUCUGUUCUCAAGUGUCUGACUGAUAUAGACUUGAGCAACAACAAGCUGACCUCUUUUCCUUCGUGCAUACUUGAAAUGCACUUCAUUAAAUUCCUUGAUAUCUCCAGAAAUAUCAUUGGACAUUUUCUGAACAUGAACUGCAAAUGCCCGACCCUGAAAAAAUUAAACUUGUCUCAUAACCAGCUCUCAUCUUUCCCAGCAUGUCUUGCAGAAGCCACAGAGAAACUUGAAGAAUUGUUACUUGUAGGAAACAAAAUUAACACAACCGUGCCUUCAUUAUGUUUGACUGAACUUACGCUACUAGAUCUUAGUCAAAACUGCAUUUCAACUCUAUCGGAUACAUUUAUGACACAAUGCUCAAAGCUGGAAACAUUCAGAGCCUCAGAGAAUCAACUCAGCCUUUUGUUUGGUUUACCAUCGAAAAUUACUACAAUUGAUUUGGCCAGCAAUAAUUUCAGCGGAGUUCCCGAUGCAGUUCUCAAGCUUCAACACUUAAGGAGUGUAAACCUAAGUCACAAUAAGAUUUCACUACUUCCUGGGCCGGUUCAUUGGGAGUCUUCAAGCCUAAGGGAGCUCAUAUUUAGCCAUAAUCAAAUUGGUUCUUUGGAUCUCCAUGAAGGAGUGAGCAAAUGGUCAAGACUAGAAAAGUUGGAUCUUUGUAAUAACAACUUGAAGGAGCUACCUCCUCAGAUUGGCCUGCUAAACAAGGUGACGUCUUUACUCCUGGGUCAUAACUCUGACUUGAGAUCCUUGCCUAAUGAAAUGGGAAAGUUGCAAAAGUUGUGGGAACUUGACUUACAAGGAUUGUCUCUGGAUUUGGACUUGAAACACGUUGGCAGCAAAACAAAAGAUAUAAUCAGAUUUCUGCAUCAGCGUCUGAAGAAAGCUGUGCCUUAUUACAGAAUGAACCUGAUGGUAGUGGGAAAUUCUGGAAGUGGUAAAACCACUUUGCUUCAGCAUCUGAUGAAAUGCAAACGGUCCAAUUCUGAACCAGAGAAAUCUAUGAUUGGAAUUGAUAUUAAGGAGUGGACCAUUCAUGUAAAAGGAAAAAUAGGGAAGAAAAAGGAUUACUUGUUGAAUGUCUGGGAUUUUGCAGGCCAGUUUGAAUUCUACAGCACGUUUCCCCACUUUAUCUCUCAACGAGCCCUCUACCUUGUUGUUUAUGAUCUGAGUAAAGGAGCUGGUGAGAUUGAUGAUAUCAGACAUUGGCUUUUCAACAUUAAGGCCCAUGUUCCGUCUUGUCCUGUAAUUCUUGUUGGAACUCAUAUUGAUGUGACUGAUGAAAAGCAUCGGCAAAGCUGUAUACCCAGAAUUCAGACAGAAUUCAUUCAGCAUCAUAAUUUCCCUUCAAUCCGUGAUUGCCAUUUUGUGGUGGCUACAGAAGAAUCUGAAUCUAUAGCAAAACUGCGAAGAGCUAUUAUUAGCGAAAUACAGACAUUCAAGAUUAAAGACCAGCCUGUAAUGGGCCAGUUGAUCCCUCAGGGAUACUUGGAGCUGGAAAAGAGGAUUAUACAGGAGCGAAAGAGUGUCCUGGCAGAAUUUCCAGUAAUUCAUCAGCAGAGGCUGUUGGAAAUAGUUCAGGAGAAUCAGUUGCAGUUGGAUGAAAAUGAACUGCCCCAUGUUGUUGACUUCCUCAAUGAUUCUGGUGUUCUGCUGCAUUUUCGUGAUCCAGCUCUUCAGUUACAAGAUCUUUAUUUUAUUGAUCCACAAUUGCUGUGUAAAACAAUUGCACAGAUAGAAAAUAGUUUUCCAAAGCACCCUUCUGGCAUUAUUUAUCGAUCUGAUGUUGAGAUAUUUCUCUCACAAGAAAAUGGUCUUCCCCAAAAUUGCCUAUCACAAUACAUCAGGCUUCUGGAAAAAAUUCAAAUUGCAUUGCCUUUAGGAGAGGAACAACUACUGAUUCCAAGCAGCUUGUCUGAUCGGAGACCUGCAAUUGAACUUCCACAUUGUGAAAACUGUGAAUUGAUAGUAAGGCUUUAUGAAAUGCCUUACAUUCCAAUAGGAUUCUGGUCUAGACUUAUCCACAGACUGCUUGAAUUUUCGGGUUGCAUGUUUCGUAGACAAGAUGAAGAGAAGCCUCUCCGUUCCAAUAGGACAUAUUGGCGACAUGGAAUCUAUCUGAUCUGGUCACCCGAAGCCUAUUGUCUUGUAGACUCAGCAGCCUUGAACAAUAAACCAGAGAGUGUUCUCAAAAUAACUGUUCCAUGCUCCAGAAAGGGAUGGAACUAG